Molecule: messenger RNA, 1676 nt
Organism: Dipodomys spectabilis (banner-tailed kangaroo rat)
Lineage: Eukaryota; Metazoa; Chordata; Mammalia; Rodentia; Heteromyidae
Gene: Htr2a
Product: 5-hydroxytryptamine receptor 2A
Exons: 3
Coding region: 207-1622 (471 amino acids)
Biological process (GO): chemical synaptic transmission; G protein-coupled receptor signaling pathway, coupled to cyclic nucleotide second messenger
Cellular component (GO): plasma membrane; dendrite
Molecular function (GO): G protein-coupled serotonin receptor activity; neurotransmitter receptor activity
Source: RefSeq, a predicted model, not a curated record
ACUCUUACUGAAAUUGUGAAAAAAGGAACUGGAAAGCCCUAAAGAUAGUUCUUUAAGUAUUGCUGUUAUCCUGGGAGCAAAGGGACACCACAUGAAUACCAGCUUCACUAUGUCAGAGAGCCAAGGACAGAAAGAUGAAUGGUGAGCUAAGGCUCUAACUAAUUCAUCUCUCGACACUUACAUCCGCUACUAGUUCUGGCUUAGCCAUGGAUAUUCUCUGUGAAGAAAAUACUUCUCUGAGCUCAACUCUGAACUCCUUCAAACAAUUACAUGAUGAUCCAAGGCUCUACAAUCAUGGUUUUAAUUCUGGAGAAGCCAACACUUCAGAUACAUUUAACUGGACAACAGAGUGUGAAAAUCGAACCAACCUUUCUUGCGAAGGGUACCUCCCACCGUCGUGUUUCUCCAUCUUUCACCUCCAAGAAAAAAAUUGGUCUGCUUUACUGACAACAGUGGUGAUUAUUCUGACCAUUGCUGGAAACAUACUCGUCAUCAUGGCAGUGUCCCUAGAGAAAAAGCUGCAGAAUGCCACCAACUAUUUCCUGAUGUCACUUGCCAUUGCUGAUAUGCUGCUGGGUUUCCUUGUCAUGCCUGUGUCCAUGCUAACCAUCCUGUAUGGGUACAGGUGGCCUCUGCCCAGCAAACUCUGCGCCGUGUGGAUUUACCUGGAUGUGCUCUUCUCCACUGCCUCCAUUAUGCACCUCUGCGCCAUCUCCUUAGACCGCUACGUGGCCAUCCAGAAUCCCAUCCACCACAGCCGCUUCAACUCCAGAACGAAGGCAUUCCUGAAAAUCAUCGCAGUGUGGACCAUAUCUGUAGGUAUAUCCAUGCCCAUUCCAGUCUUUGGUCUGCAAGAUGACUCCAAGGUUUUUAAGGAAGGGAGCUGCCUACUUGCAGAUGAUAACUUUGUCCUGAUUGGCUCUUUUGUGGCAUUUUUCAUCCCCUUAACUAUCAUGGUGAUCACCUACUUUCUAACUAUCAAGUCACUCCAGAAAGAAGCUACUCUGUGCGUGAGUGAUCUUGGCACACGGGCCAAAUUAACUUCUUUCAGCUUCCUCCCCCAGAGUUCUCUGUCUUCAGAAAAGCUCUUUCAGAGGUCAGUCCACAGGGAUCCAGGGUCCUAUGCAGGCAGGAGGACUAUGCAGUCCAUCAGCAAUGAGCAGAAAGCUUGCAAGGUGCUGGGCAUUGUCUUCUUUCUAUUUGUGGUUAUGUGGUGCCCGUUCUUCAUCACGAACAUCAUGGCAGUCAUUUGCAAAGAGUCUUGCAAUGAGGAUGUCAUUGGAGCCUUGCUCAAUGUGUUUGUUUGGAUUGGAUACCUCUCCUCAGCGGUCAACCCACUCGUCUACACAUUGUUCAAUAAGACAUACAGGUCGGCCUUUUCACGGUACAUUCAAUGUCAGUACAAAGAAAAUAAAAAACCACUGCAAUUAAUCUUAGUGAACACUCUACCUACAUUGGCCUACAAGUCCAGUCAACUCCAAGGGGGACAAAAAAAGAAUUCCAAGGUAGAUGUCAAGACAACAGAUAAUGACUGCUGUAUGACUGCUCUGGGAAAACCACAUUCAGAAGAUCCUUGUACAGACAAUAUCGACACAGUGAAUGAAAAGGUUAGCUGUGUGUGAAAGCUCAGUUGCCAUGGAAACUGAAGUGGGCACUCUGAACAAGUUUUCACCCAU